AUGGGACAGACUGUCACCACCCCCUUGAGCCUCACGCUUGACCACUGGUCGGACGUGAAGGCACGAGCCAACAACGAGGGAGUUGUAGUCAAGAAAAAUGAAUGGAUCACCCUUUGCGAGGCCGAAUGGGUCAUGAUGGAUGAUCCCCCUAAGACCCCUGUCCUUCCCCCGGACCCCAGUACACCUCUUAUUGACCUCCUGACAGAGGACCCACCGCCAUACCCGGGGAAUCGGGCACCAGAGGGACUGGCGGCCCCCGUGGCGGCAUCAGAACCGCCGGCGGCCCCCGAACAUCCUCUACAGAAAGAGCACGACGAACCAGCCAAAGAAUCCAAGGCCUUCCCCCUCCGGCCAUUUUCGGCCUCUGAUCUUUACAACUGGAAACAGCAUAAUCCUCCUUUCUCUAAGGACCCUGUUGCCUUGACUAACCUGAUUGAGUCCAUUUUAGCGACCCACCAGCCCACGUGGGACGACUGUCAGCAGCUGUUGCAGACCCUCCUGACAGUGGAGGAGAAGCAGCGAGUCUUCUUGGAGGCUCGGAAGCAGAUUCCUGGAGACUAUGGAAGACCCACCCAAUUGCCUAAUAUCAUUGAUGCAGCCUUUCCCCUCACCCGCCCGAACUGGGACUUCAUGACCCCAGAAGGUAGGGAGCACCUACGUCUCUAUCGCCAGUUGCUCUUAGCGGGUCUCCGGGGAGCUGCUAGACGCCCUACCAAUUUGGCUCAGGUUAGAAAUGUGAUCCAGGGAAAGGAUGAGAUGCCAGCAGCAUUCUUGGAAAGACUUAAAGAGGCCUAUAGGAUGUAUACCCCGUACGAUCCAGAAGAUCCAGGACAGGCACUGGGCGUCAUCUUGUCUUUCAUCUAUCAGUCAAGUCCAGAUAUAAGGGCCAAGUUACAGAGACUAGAGGGAUUGCAUUCGUUCAGUUUGUCAGAUUUAUUGAGAGAGGCAGAGAAAGUGUUUAAUAAGAGAGAAACUCCCGAAGAGCGGGAGGAGAGGAUGUGGCAGAAACAGGAAGAAAGGGAUAAGAAACGUCAUAGAGAAAUAAGUAAAGUCCUGGUCGCUGUAAUAUCUCAGGGACAGGGCAGAGAGGGAGUUAGGACGGGAGAUCAAAGAAGGAUACUGCUUGACAAAGACCAGUGUGCUUACUGCAAAGAUAGAGGACAUUGGGCUCGUGAUUGCCCAAGGAAACCUCAAGGGUCUUGGAAAACUAAGCCAAGGGCCACGGACCUCCUCAAUCUGGAGGAUUAG
Molecule: messenger RNA, 1248 nt
Organism: Peromyscus eremicus (cactus mouse)
Lineage: Eukaryota; Metazoa; Chordata; Mammalia; Rodentia; Cricetidae
Exons: 3
Coding region: 1-1248 (415 amino acids)
Biological process (GO): virion assembly
Molecular function (GO): nucleic acid binding; zinc ion binding
Source: RefSeq, a predicted model, not a curated record